This is a messenger RNA of Jaculus jaculus (lesser Egyptian jerboa), 1578 nucleotides long. Its product is annotated as hyaluronidase-5-like. The transcript has 3 exons. Gene Ontology annotation, biological process: carbohydrate metabolic process; hyaluronan catabolic process; fusion of sperm to egg plasma membrane involved in single fertilization. Gene Ontology annotation, cellular component: acrosomal vesicle. The record is from RefSeq and is a predicted model, not a curated record. The coding region runs from base 1 to 1578 and encodes 525 amino acids. Lineage: Eukaryota; Metazoa; Chordata; Mammalia; Rodentia; Dipodidae. Gene Ontology annotation, molecular function: hyalurononglucosaminidase activity.
AUGGGACAGUCCACCUUCAAGUGCCUCUUUCUCAAGGGUCUUUUUGAGCAUAGUCAAGUGUACCAUACAGUGUUGGUCUUUCUGCUGAUUCCAUGCAGCUUGACUCUGGAUUUUAGGGCACCCCCGAUUAUCCCAAAUAUUCCUUUCCUCUGGGCAUGGAAUGCCCCAACAGAUAAAUGUCUUGGAAAGUAUAGUGAGCCAAUAGAUUUGAAAAUCUUCUCUUUAAAAGGAAGCCCCAAGAAAAGUCUUACAGGGCAGGGUGUCACAAUAUUUUAUACUGAUCGACUUGGUUACUAUCCUCACAUAGACAGCUCACAAACAAGUAAGUACGGUGGAAUCCCUCAGUUGGGGCUUUUAAAGGACCAUCUGGACAAAGCCAAGACUGACAUUUUGUACUACAUGCCCAUGGAUAAUGUGGGCUUGGCUGUCAUUGACUGGGAAGACUGGAGACCUACCUGGGAGAGAAACUGGAAACCCAAGGAUAUUUACAGAAAUAAGUCUGUUGAGUUGGUCCAGCAACAGAAUGCACAACUGAGUCUCUCAGAGGCCAUAAAGUUAGCCAAAGAAGAGUUUGAAAAGGCAGGAAGGAGUUUCAUGGAAGAGACUUUAAAACUGGGAAAAGCCCUUCGGCCAAACCACUUUUGGGGUUAUUAUCUUUUUCCUGAUUGUUAUAACCAUAGAAUUCAUGACCCCAAUUACAGUGGAUUUUGCCCUAAUAUUGAAAAGCAAAGAAAUGAUGCUCUUGGCUGGUUGUGGAAUCAAAGCACAGCCCUUUACCCAUCCAUCUAUUUGCGAAGUGACCUGAAGUCAAAUCCAAAUGCAGCACUCUAUGUGCGCGGCCGAGUGCAGGAGGCCAUUCGGGUCUCUAAAGUUCCAGAUGCUAGAAAUCCACUACCAAUCUUCGUUUACACUCGUCUUGUUUUCACUGAUAAGAUUUUUGAGUUUCUGAGUCAGUAUGACCUUGUGAACACAAUUGGUGAAACUGUUGCUCUGGGUGUCUCUGGAAUGGUAAUAUGGGGAACUACUGCUUUAGCACGAAGCAUGAAAACUUGCUUGACUCUUCAUGAUUACAUGGAAACAACACUGAAUCCAUACUUAAUCAAUGUCACCUUAGCAUCCAAAAUGUGUAGCCAGGCACUUUGCGAGGACCAAGGUGUGUGCACAAGGAAAAAUUGGAAUUCAAAUGAAUAUCUUCAUUUGAACCCAACAAAUUUUGCUAUCCAAUUUCAGCAAAAUGGAAAGUAUGAAGUACGUGGCAAACCCACCGUUGAUGACCUGGAGUAUUUUUCCAAAAAAUUUCGUUGCAACUGUUAUGCCAACUUGAAUUGUAAGGAGAGAAAUGAUAUGGACAAAGUUCGUGCUAUAAAUGUGUGUGCUUUUGAAGAUGUUUGCAUAAAUGUCUUACUGUACUCAGAUCCUAGUUCUGAACCUGACGCUUGGCAAGCGUCAUCUCUUGCUAACACCAUUCAAAACACUGAUCAGUUGUCAUCCAGUCCAAUAUCUGCCACAGUGCCUCCAUGCAUUCCUAGGACAUACAUCGGCAUGUGCCUCUUAGUUCUUUCUAUCUAUUUGUUAUAG